Molecule: messenger RNA, 7233 nt
Organism: Drosophila grimshawi
Lineage: Eukaryota; Metazoa; Arthropoda; Insecta; Diptera; Drosophilidae
Product: inositol hexakisphosphate and diphosphoinositol-pentakisphosphate kinase
Exons: 14
Coding region: 114-7109 (2331 amino acids)
Biological process (GO): inositol phosphate biosynthetic process; inositol metabolic process
Cellular component (GO): cytosol
Molecular function (GO): diphosphoinositol pentakisphosphate kinase activity; inositol hexakisphosphate kinase activity; 5-diphosphoinositol pentakisphosphate 1-kinase activity
Source: RefSeq, a predicted model, not a curated record
UGAUUGUCGCUACUCAAGUUGAAAGUUGGGAAUUAUGCAUGCUGCGUGCUUUUAAAAGCAAUAUCAACAAAUUGAUCGUCGUCGAAUACUAAAAAGCAACGGCAAGUGAUUGCAUGGAGUGGACAUGGCUUAAGGACUGGUGGCGCCUCAAAAAGCUACGAUCGCGUCAUCAGCGCCAUAGAAAGAAGUUGGAAGCAAAUUCUUGUAGCGGCGUCACUUUGCCCACAAAUCAGUUGCAAGAUGCUGACGAGCACUCGACGCCGGAUAGCGAGGAGCGCAGUUGCGACCCGGACACGCAUAAGCGAGCCAGACGCCGCAACAGACGCAGUGGCAUGCCACAACAGCAAAUGACAAAGAUGAAGGAGGGCGAGGAUGGCAAUGGCGAGUAUGGGCCAUUUAACGGUUGCGACUACGCUGAUCAUGAUUAUCAAUGCGGCGUCAGCAACGACGACAACAACAGCGACGAUUUUUGUUACUGCGACGAGUGCCUCAAUGGCGACACGGACUUUGGGGACAGCAAUGACGGAAUGGAUUCCGAUACGAGCACCUCGUCAAGUACCAGCAAACAGGUCAUUGUGGGCAUCUGUGCGAUGGCCAAGAAGACACAAUCGAAGCCAAUGAAGGAGAUAUUGACGCGGCUGGGAGAGUUUGAGUUCAUUCGCCUGGUGACGUUUGAGGAGAAUGUGAUAUUACGCGAACAAGUACAGAACUGGCCCAUCUGCGAUUGCCUUGUCUCUUUUCACUCCAAAGGCUUUCCGCUGGAGAAGGCGAUCGAGUAUGCGCAGCUCCGCAAUCCGUUUGUCCUCAAUAAUCUGCAUAUGCAGUACGACAUCCAGGACAGACGACGCGUCUAUGCCAUACUGGAGAAGGAGGGCAUCGAAAUACCGCGCUAUGCUGUCCUCGAUCGCGACUCACCCGAUCCGAAGCAUCAUGAACUCAUUGAGUCGGAGGAUCAUGUUGAGGUCAAUGGUAUUACGUUUAACAAGCCGUUUGUCGAGAAGCCCGUCUCGGCGGAGGAUCACAACAUCUAUAUCUACUAUCCAACGUCUGCGGGCGGUGGCAGCCAGCGUUUAUUUCGCAAAAUUGGUAGCCGUAGUAGCGUUUACUCGCCGGAGUCGCGGGUGCGCAAAACGGGCUCCUUUAUCUACGAGGACUUUAUGCCCACCGAUGUGUACUUUUCAGGCACCGACGUCAAGGUCUACACCGUUGGUCCGGAUUAUGCCCAUGCGGAGGCACGCAAGAGCCCGGCGCUCGAUGGCAAAGUGGAGCGGGAUAGCGAGGGCAAGGAGAUACGCUAUCCGGUUAUACUUAAUCACUCGGAGAAGUUAAUAUCGCGCAAGGUGUGCUUGGCCUUCAAGCAGACCGUCUGCGGCUUUGAUCUGCUGCGAGCCAAUGGCAAGAGCUACGUUUGCGAUGUCAACGGAUUUAGUUUUGUGAAGAACUCCAACAAAUAUUAUGACGAUUGCGCCAAAAUUCUGGGCAACAUGAUACUGCGGGAACUCACGCCGACCCUCCACAUACCCUGGUCGGUGCCAUUCCAGCUGGACGAUCCACCCAUUGUGCCCACAACAUUUGGCAAAAUGAUGGAGCUACGCUGCGUUGUGGCCAUAAUCAGGCAUGGAGAUCGCACGCCCAAGCAGAAGAUGAAGGUCGAAGUGCGCCAUCCGAAAUUCUUUGAGAUCUUUGAGAAAUACGACGGCUACAAGCUGGGACACGUGAAGCUAAAGAGGCCCAAGCAGCUGCAAGAAAUACUUGAUAUAGCCCGAUUUCUGCUUAGCGAGAUACACACAAAGGCGCAUGCGGAGAUUGAGGAGAAGGAGAGCAAGCUGGAGCAGCUAAAGAACGUUCUCGAAAUGUAUGGCCAUUUUUCGGGGAUUAAUCGCAAGGUGCAAAUGAAAUACCAGCCCAAGGGACGUCCACGUGGCUCCAGCUCUGAUGAUGUCCUAACAAUUCCAGCCGAGACGCCCGCCGAACCCUCGCUGGUCCUCAUCCUCAAAUGGGGCGGCGAACUAACGCCAGCGGGUCGCAUACAGGCCGAGGAGCUGGGACGCAUUUUUCGCUGCAUGUAUCCGGGCGGACAGGGACGCUCCGACUAUUCGGGCACACAAGGCUUGGGUCUACUGCGUUUGCACUCAACGUUUCGUCACGACCUCAAGAUCUAUGCCUCGGAUGAGGGGCGCGUUCAAAUGACUGCCGCUGCCUUUGCCAAGGGACUGCUGGCACUGGAAGGCGAGCUGACGCCCAUCCUGGUCCAAAUGGUGAAGAGCGCCAAUACAAACGGACUGCUCGACAACGAUUGCGAUUCAAGCAAAUACCAAAACCUCGCCAAGGGUCGACUGCACGAGCUGAUGCAAAACGAUCGCGAGUUCACACAGGAGGAUCGUGUCUUGAUUAAUCCGUGCAACAGCAAAUCAAUAACGCAGGCUUUGGACUUUGUCAAGAAUCCGGUUGAUUGUUGUCAUCAUGUGCAUUUGCUGAUACGCGAACUGCUACACAUUAUAAGCAUUAAGAAGGACGAUCCAAAGACAAAGGAUGCGAUACUGUACCAUGGCGAGACAUGGGAUCUGAUGCGCUGUCGCUGGGAGAAGAUUGAGAAGGAUUUUAGCACAAAGUCAAAGCUCUUCGAUAUCUCGAAAAUACCCGAUAUUUAUGAUUGCAUCAAAUAUGAUUUACAGCACAAUCAGCAUACGCUGCAAUACGAUCAGGCCGAGGAGCUGUAUAUCUAUGCGAAGAACCUGGCCGAUAUUGUAAUACCUCAAGAAUAUGGUCUGACACCGCAGGAGAAGCUGGCCAUUGGUCAGGGUAUUUGCUCACCGCUGCUGCGCAAAAUCAAGGGCGAUCUGCAGCGCAACAUUGACGAGAUCGAGGAUGAGUUCAUGAACCGACUGAAUCCGCACUACAGCCACGGCGUGGCCAGUCCGCAGAGGCAUGUGCGGACCCGGCUCUACUUUACGAGCGAGUCGCAUGUGCAUUCGCUGCUGACGGUGCUCCGUUACGGCGGAUUGCUGAAUGUCGUCACCGACGAACAGUGGCGCCGUGCCAUGGACUAUAUAUCGAUGGUAACGGAGCUGAACUAUAUGUCCCAGAUUGUUAUAAUGCUGUACGAGGAUCCGACCAAAGAUCCAACAUCGGAGGAGCGUUUCCAUGUCGAGUUGCAUUUCAGUCCGGGCGUCAAUUGUUGCGUACAAAAGAAUUUGCCACCUGGGCCCGGAUUUCGGCCGCACUCACACGGCGACAACUCGUGCAACUCGAGUGUGCAGUCCAACGAGGAGUCGAAUCCAUCACGCAUCGAGGAGGAGAACGACACCAUUCCAAGCGAGGAGCAGCAGGGCAAGAUGCGCAGCUGCCCGUUGUCGAAUGCGCGGAAUACAACUGGCAACUCAUUUGGCUUUAAUCGGCUGGACCUGCGCUCCAAGCAGUCCAAGUCGAAGCCCAUCCCAAUUGGGGCCCAUCACACGGUCAGCGGUCACGAGGCGAUGGAUUUGGCGAAACGUCUAAACGAGGAGCUCGCCUCGCAGCAGCAGCAACAGCAGCAGCAGCUGCUGCUCCACAACCAGGGCAACCAGGGCCACCACCAGCACUACCAGCACCACCAUCAGCAUCAGCAGCAGCAACUGCGACCCAUCAGUCCCGAUAUACGGGCCGGCAGUCCCGAUUGUGAGCCGCGCUCGCGCAGCUACGAGCAGCGUGGAUCGCCGUCGGCAAGUCGCGACAAGGAGGCGGCGCCGUCGGCUAGCUUGGAUGAGAUCGCUAAUGCUCGCAUGGGCGUGGGCGUGGGCGUGGCCAGUGGAAGUAGCGGCAAUCGGACCGCAAUUCAAAUACGCGUUACAGAUAAAUUGUCCUUCUUCAAGAUCGAUUCGUCGACCAAUGAAUUGCCGCUGUCGGACAUCGAUUUCUCAUUGACGCCGGGCACGCCGCAGUGCCUCAAUGUGAAUGCCGGCAGUCGGACUCACAAGCGCCACAAUCUGUUGCGGAUGCGGCGAAUGGUUAGCGGUGAUGAGUCCGAUUUUGAGGGAGUACAGCCGCAAAUCUCAACGCUGGCCACAAACGAGCGGCCAUUGAGCUGCAAUUGCAACUGCAGCAGCAGCAACUCGUUUCCGCUCGCCUCGGCGCAUGCCCACUCCAAGAGUCUUAUGCAACUGGCCGGGAGCAGGGACAGUCAAGGUCAGGCCAGUGCUGCUGCUGUUGCUACUGCUACUGGUGCUGGUGCUGGUGCUACUGCUCGGAGCACAGCUUCUUCUGUUAGCUUCGAGUAUGAUUUCCAGGCAUCGAGCUCGGCUCCAGCGGUGCUCUUAAGCGGCACAUUUGGGCAGCAGCAGGCGUUGGGCGCUGGGCACAGCACCAGUUCACCGACAGCCUCCACAUGGCGGCUGUGCAUGGAGAUGGACAUAGACAGGGACAGGGAGAGGGAAACGAACGUUUCGCGUCAUCGGCAAUUGGAGCGCGGGCGGCGCAAGGUCAACAGCCAUUCGUGUGGCCAACUGUCCAUUUUGCUGGCAACGCCGCCCGCCUUGCCAGAGAAUCCCUUUCGCUUUGGGGCAAUGGGGCAAGUGCAAGCGGCGGCGACGGCGGCGCCGGCGGCAACCGCCGCAUCAGUUGCAUCAACUGGUGGCAAUGCAUUUGUCAGCUGCUUUGCGCCCAUUGCCGAGCAUGUAACGCCUUCGGCCACGCCCAGUCAGACGCCCAUCGAGGAGCAGAUGUUGUAUAACAUACCCAGCCUGCUGAUCACAGCCACAGCCAGCGUGACAAGCAACCUAACCACUCCCACAUCGAUUACAGUGACCCCGACCAUACCACUACCACCACCGCCACCCACUAAAACAGCAACAGCAACAGCAACUGCAACAACUUUAAUAGAAACAGCAACAACUACAACUGCAACUGCAAUAGCUUUGUUUAAGACCACAGCAACAAUGUCUUCUAAUCAAACUAAUACUAACCAAUUUAAACCAAUCGAUCCCUCCCCAAUUGACGCACCAAAACAAUACACCAACCACCAACACCACCACCAACACCACCACCACAACAAAAACAACAACAACAACACAAAUACCAUCAUCAACAUCAAUACACACACAACAAUUACCAUAACACCACCAACAACAACAACAACAAAAACAACAACCAUGGACAACAACAACAUCAUCACAACGUCCCCGUCUUGUUGUACCAAUUGUACCAUCGAUACAGAUAGCAACAAUUCGGUCUCGGUAUCAGCAUCGGUAUCAUCAGUAUCAGCCAAUUCGUCCUCCACAUCGUCGCGUCGCCAAAGACACAGUAUUGCCGGCCAGAUGUCCUAUAUGAAAAUGUUGGGUUUCGGUGGUUUUAGCAAAAAGAUGGCAACCAGCGCAAAUAGCCUUUUCAGUACGGCAGUUAUAAGCGGCAGCUCAUCGGCGCCGAAUCUACGCGAUAUGAUACCGGUAUCAUCAUCCGGGUUCGGGGAUGUGCCGCCGAUACGACCACUGGAGACACUGCACAAUGCACUGUCGCUGCGGAAACUGGACAGCUUUCUCCAGGAUAUGAUAGCCCAGAUCUCCAAGACGCCGACGGGUUCGCCGCCACGCGUUCUUGGUGGCGCCACAGCCGUUGCUACCAACGAGUCGAUAGUCGUUGCACCAGCACCUGGAGUUGGUCAGGUCAUAUCGGUAUCGGAUAUAACAUCGAAUUCAAUGGCGGCGGAUCCUGAGCAAAAAGAUGCCCGUUUGACCAAGAGGCCUAACCAGAAUGCAACUGGCGAGACCAGUGAUUAUUCUGGCAUCAGCGAGUCCGAUCCGAGUGGUGCUGCACGGUCAUCAGAGCCCGACGAAGAUGUCAACGAUGUGGCAGUGCAACACGUGCAACAAAUUGCAACAGCACAAAUACAGCCCGGGCAACAACAGCAGCAGCCACAGGACAUCGUAUCUGUGGAGCACCAGGAUGCUGCUCCCCUUCAGAAUGUGAACAGCCCCUUGAGCACUGUGGAGAUUGUGAUGAUGAAUGAGCCAGAUGUGUCGGAUGAGCUGCACUCCUUUUUGCCCAUGAACCAGGAUACGCUACAGCUGGCCGACGGCAGCAUCUAUCUGAGUGUCUGCGAUGAAUUUGGACCGGGCAGCACAUCCCUUACCCCAGUCAGUACUGGGCUGGACAUCGACCUUGACCUGAGCAUGGUGGCCAACAAGGGUUCCAUGACGCUUUCCAUAGAUGGCUUUGAAGAUGACGAGGAGGCCACACCGUCGACAGCAAUGACGCCUUCACUGCCUGUCGAUGUGGAGCCCAAAUUGGAGAUGUGCUACUGUUGUUCGGCGCAUGCUGUCGCUCCGCCGGAGGUUGCCACCGAUGAUCCGAAGUAUUGCUUUGCUCUGCCGGUGCACAUAACGCAGGCCUCGCCGGAGCACACUCGUUCAAGCGUGCGGCGCACUCAUGAUCCCAUCUCGCCGCGCAUACAAAAACAAAUCAGCAUGUUUGAGGGGGCCGCCAUCAGUCCGGAGGCGAAUGGAGGCGCAAUGCAUGCCUCGAUCAAUUUGCCAGCGGUUGCGUAUCAGUUGCGUCAGGAUGCACGCCUGCGCAAGUUCGAGAACCUAACGCAGUCCACAUCCACCUCGAACUUCCCAUUUGAGAGCAACACGCUGAAGAGGGCACCGCUGGUCAGCACCAAGGAUGACUAUGCCAAUGUCUCGCACACGCAGAGCUGCAUCAAUCUGAAGAGCAGCAGCGAUGCUGACUCCAGGGCUGGCUCCUUGAGGCAACACACAACUGCAGCCAACUAUAAUCGGCCGCCCAACGCGCUAUCGGUUUGCUAUUCGCUGGACACAGAUGCAACAAUCUGUAGCACACCGACAGCAGGAGCAUCAGGAACGGCAGCAGGAGCGGCAGUAGGAACAGCAGCAGGAGCAGGAGCAGGUGCAGCAGAUGCGUCACCGCAUCCGGGUGCACUGAUUGUAAAGGAACGAUUCAUAGAGCCACCUAUGCGUGGCAUUGUCCGUGGCUAUCACGACAAAACACAGUCAAUGGACGCCGACUUUCUGUUCAACGAGUUUCUCCUGCUGCCGGCCAUUCCGCCCAAAGUUAAUGAUGACCAGUCCAAGGAGCAGCCGUCGGAGAACGUCCAGAUGCAAAAUUAUGAACUAUAAUCUAUAACAAUUGUUUUAUUUCAAUCUUCAUCUAUUUAUCUCAAGUUGUAACUUGAAUUGUUGUUGCAUUCGCACUGUUGCUUAGCCCAAGUAUACUAAAAUUAAAUCUAUUUUUCUGUCCGUA